AUGCCUCGACUGAGCGAUGCCUCCGACACCUCGUAUAGCUCUGGAAGCUCUAAGCAAUCAACUGCUGCGAGCUCCCCGAAAUAUUGGGCGCGUAGAAGAACCAUCCCAGUGAAGCGAGAGGUGUGGCAAGAACUCCUUGCAAAGCGCCCAGCCUUCGUGAAACUGGACGAGCGCUUUCGUGGUCCAACGGCCCCAACUCUACAUUUUGGUAUCACCUUCACCAAAGAGCGGAUCAUCAACUGCGCGCGGCGGCAUAACCUCAUACCACCUCACCUCGAAGAGGAGCAAGAUAAUUCUGUGGAUGAGUCUCGGCGCAUCUACGUUCUAGUCGGGGCGGUCAGGUGUUACCUCGAGCGCACUCUGGAGGUUCGGCUCUUCUCAGAAGCUGCAAUUACACCUGGACGGCUGGGUAUCUUUGCACUUUACUCAAAUCAUACUGUCCGCAAGUAUCAUAGGCGGAAGGGGGAGAAGGCGAUCCUGAACUCGAUACGACAAGAGUUGGAUAUUGAGAAGCAGAGAGCGGCGUGGUACUGGGAUAUCCAACAUGGAUCGAGUUAUGUCUGCGAAUAUGAAGAAUUCAACCUCUGA
This is a messenger RNA of Peniophora sp. CBMAI 1063, 588 nucleotides long. The record is from the annotation of a GenBank genome assembly. Lineage: Eukaryota; Fungi; Basidiomycota; Agaricomycetes; Russulales; Peniophoraceae.